Molecule: messenger RNA, 270 nt
Organism: Strongyloides ratti
Lineage: Eukaryota; Metazoa; Nematoda; Chromadorea; Rhabditida; Strongyloididae
Exons: 1
Coding region: 1-270 (89 amino acids)
Source: RefSeq, a predicted model, not a curated record
AUGGAUCUAGGAUCAUCAUAUAUUUAUAUUUUAAUAAUUGGAAUUAUUAUUGGAAUAAUUCUAAUUUCAGGAUUAAUUUAUGGAUAUUUUAAAUUAAAACAAUGGAGAAAGAAUAAAGAAGAGGAAAAAGAAAGAUAUAUAUCUUUAUAUUCAAAACGUGAAAACGGGGAUGAAGUAGUUGGAAAACACUAUGCUCCUGUAGAUCAAAUAUCUAUUCCAAAGACAUACAAAAAAGCAACUGAAGAUUUUACCUCAGAUACAGACCAAUAA